Messenger RNA from Teleopsis dalmanni, 582 nucleotides. RefSeq lists its product as uncharacterized. NCBI's taxonomy places the organism in Eukaryota, Metazoa, Arthropoda, Insecta, Diptera, Diopsidae. The record is from RefSeq and is a predicted model, not a curated record. The transcript is spliced from 2 exons. The coding region runs from base 1 to 582 and encodes 193 amino acids.
AUGGGCAGACGCACUACAAGCAAAAUACCGAAGAAGAGCGUUAGCGUCAGUGCAGCGAACAGCAGCUCUAAGGAUAUGUUCAGCGCUCAAGAGCGAAAAACAUGUUGGCAGGCAAAACGAAUAGGAAACAACAACACCGACAAUCAGUUGGUAAGACGCAGAACCAUUGCAGUAUGGCAGCACCGCUGGGACUCAGAUAACCGUGGACGAUGGACUGCAAGGCUUAUCCCAGAUCUAAAAACCUGGCUAGCAAGAGACUUUGGUGAGGUUAACUACUACCUCACUCAGUUUCUGUCGGGACAUGGAUACUUUAACAGCUAUCUCUAUCGCAUGCGCAAAGUAGAGUCUCCAAAUUGCAUAUAUUGCGAAGCGGAGGAUGAUACCGCAGAACACACAUUCUUUGAGUGCAAUAAGUGGUUGCCCGAACGAGAAGCACUUGCAAUGCAAGUUGGUACCUUCACUCCCAGGACGGUAACGGGAAAAAUGAUCGAAAACAUAACAAACUGGGAUCGCGUAAAAAUGUUUACUGAAAAGAUCCUGAGACUGAAAAAAGUAGACCUUGACAGAAGACAACUGGAGUAA